This is a messenger RNA of Scleropages formosus (Asian bonytongue), 1830 nucleotides long. RefSeq names its product PWP1 homolog, endonuclein (gene pwp1). NCBI's taxonomy places the organism in Eukaryota, Metazoa, Chordata, Actinopteri, Osteoglossiformes, Osteoglossidae. The transcript has 15 exons. Gene Ontology annotation, molecular function: protein binding. Gene Ontology annotation, biological process: rRNA processing. Bases 76 to 1557 code for a protein of 493 amino acids. Gene Ontology annotation, cellular component: nucleus. The record is from RefSeq and is a predicted model, not a curated record.
UACUUUACUGGUAAAAUCCAAUUUGAGCAUUUUCCCCUGAAGAAUUUGUGCAUUUCUCCCACACAUUUCGUAGGCAUGAGCUCUCAGAUAACAUGUGUUGGUUGGGUUAAGCGAGGAGUUUCUAAGGAAACACCAGAAAAGGUGGAGUUGAGCAGAGAUGAAUUACAACGCAUUAUAUCUGAGGCAAAAGACCAGUUAGAAGAGCAGGAUAAAGAUGGUGAAGAGGAUGAGGGAAUGGUUAGCGGACAGGAGAUGAAUGACGAGGCAGACGUUCAAUCGGAGGAACUAGAAGAAAGAAAGGCAGGACGGGAUGAUGACGAAGACAACGAACUGGCAGAGUAUGGCUUGGAUAGAUACGAUGAGGAAGACACAGCCACAGCAAGCCUUGGCAACAGUCUGGCUGGCCUCACGGUGUUUGGUACCAAUGAAGAGGAUCCCUACGUCACAAUCAAAGACACGGAACAAUAUGAGCGGGAAGAUUUCCAAGUUAAGCCCAGUGACAAUCUAAUUGUUGCAGGCAGGGCUGAGAAAGACUGUUGUAACCUGGAAAUCUAUGUGUACAAUGCGGAUGAAGACUCUCUAUAUGUCCACCAUGACAUCCUGCUACCUGCCUAUCCGUUAUGUGUGGAGUGGUUGGACUUCGACCCCAACCCAGGAGAGAAAUCUGGGAAUUAUGUUGCUGUUGGAAAUAUGACACCCCAGAUUGAUGUUUGGGACCUUGAUGUAGUGGACUGCCUCGAACCCAUCUUCUCUCUCGGGAGCAAGAAAGCAAGCAAAAAGAAGAAGAAAAGCAAAAAGGGUGCUGCAGCUGAGCCAGUGGAGGGUCAUACCGAUGCAGUGCUGGACCUGUCCUGGAACAAGCUGGUCCGGAAUGUUCUGGCCAGUGGCUCUGCAGACAACACCGCGAUCCUCUGGGACUUGAUGCAGGGCAAACCGGCCACCACCCUAACUCGGCACACGGACAAGGUUCAGACCCUGAAGUUCCAUCCUUUUGAGGCACAGACACUGAUUUCUGGGUCUUAUGAUAAGUCAGUCAUCCUGUACGACUGCCGCAGCCCUGAAAGCAGUCAUCGCACUUGGAGGUUCAGCGGUCAGGUGGAGAGGGUCGUGUGGAACCACUUCUCACCUUGCAACUUCCUGGCCAGCACAGAAGAUGGCUUUGUAUACUGUCUUGAUGCACGUUCUGACAAGCCGGUCUUUACGCUCAGAGCUCACGACGGCGAGGUGUCAGGUCUAGAUCUGAGUAGCCAGGUGAAGGGUUGCUUAGUGACAUCUUCAGCUGACAAACAUGUGAAGAUCUGGGACAUCCUGGGUAACAAGCCUACCCUGGUUCACUCACGAGACAUGAAGAUGGGGGUGAUGUUCUGUGCGUCAUGCUGCCCAGACCUGCCCUUCGUGUAUGCUUUCGGGGGACAAAAAGGUGGCCUUCGCGUUUGGGACAUCAGUGAUACAGCAGUAGUGUCUGCAACCUUCAACAGUCGGGAGCGGCUUGUGGCGAGAGCACAGAGCGACGAUGCGGCAGGAUCCAGCAGCUUGGCAGACAUGGAGCUGUCAUAGAACCCCAUCCCUUCCCAGCAAACCUUGAAUCCAGGGUUCACUCCCUCCCACCAUGUGGGGCGUGACACAGGAGACGGGACGCCUGUCUGAACCGUGAUGGAGCUUCAGAAAGCAACUGUGUUGCGAUUUUUCUCUUAAAAGGUCUAUAGGAUCUACAAUUCCACCAAGAGGGCCACCUCUCAGAAUGAGGAAACAGACUGCAGUGUUGGUUUUGUCACAUACUUGUGAUUGUAAAUGUCUACAUCAGAUCAAUUAAAACAAAAAAUAUUUUAA